Suillus bovinus is the source of this 1077-nucleotide messenger RNA. Its product is annotated as galactose oxidase. Lineage: Eukaryota; Fungi; Basidiomycota; Agaricomycetes; Boletales; Suillaceae. The transcript is spliced from 4 exons. Gene Ontology annotation, molecular function: protein binding. The coding region runs from base 1 to 1077 and encodes 358 amino acids. The record is from RefSeq and is a predicted model, not a curated record.
AUGUCGAUCCGGUGGACAUGCAUAUCAUCUCUCUCAACCAAAGCACGAUCAUCCCACUGCGCUUCUAUCGCGAAUAAAGGCACCUUACUCCUAUAUGGUGGCGAGUUCCAGCCACGCAAGCCUGUCGAUGGAGACGUUCACGUAUUAGAUCUGAACAACGCUAGCCAACAAGCCGUAGCGGACAACGCGGCUGGCUCGUGGCGUACCUUGUCCGCAUCGUCGAAGCCAGGGCCCCGAGUGGGCGCAACAACAGUAUUCGACGGCGGAAAUUUGUACAUGUGGGGCGGAAGAGGAGGCGUCGAUAUGAUGCCUCUAGAAUCCAAGCAAUCAGGCAUAUGGAAGGGACAGAUAUUACAAAAUGAGGUCAUAUGGGAGAAGCUGGAAGGCAAGGGCGACGAGCCUGUCUCGAGAAGCUUCCACGCUUCAGUAUUGGCUAAUGGAAAAUUGUACAUCCAUGCAGGUUGUCCUGCCUCUGGGCGCCUCUCUACUCUUCAUUCUUAUGAUCUGCAGUCCUCUCGGUGGUCUCUCUGCGCAGAUGCUCCCGAUCCUGCGCGCGGUGGAACCGCCAUCGCUUCCGUAAAAUUUCCAACCUCUUCCUCCGAUGAGGAAGUAAUCAUUAGAUUCGGUGGUUUUGCUGGGUACCAACUCCCCACUUCAACACCACCACCCUUGGAUAUUUACACACCAAGUACUAACUCCUGGGCAACCGUUGUACCGUCUGGCGACCCACAAUACGGAUAUCCCGGAGCGCGCUCCGUCCACGGUCUCGUUCCUCUUUCCACGCCUGAUGGCACCGGAGUCGCAUUACUAUACCACGGCGAGUAUGACGCCUCCAGCUUAGGCCAUGCCGGCGCAGGGAAAUUCUGGGAUGACACUUGGGCGCUGUUGUGGCACGAGGGUGCGCUAAGAUGGAAGAAGUUAAUUAUAGAAGGUGAUCCAACCCCGGAGGGCCGUGGUUGGUUCCCUUCAACGUCCUAUACCACUCCUGGAGGUAAUACUCGAGUAGUUCUCUCGGGUGGUCUCCUCAGUUCAAACGAGCGCAGUGGAGAAGUGUGGGUUGGCGAUGUCCAACUCUGA